Molecule: messenger RNA, 611 nt
Organism: Effrenium voratum
Lineage: Eukaryota; Dinophyceae; Suessiales; Symbiodiniaceae
Source: the annotation of a GenBank genome assembly
CAUACUGAAAGACUUGACGACUGGCUGGUGCGAUGGCAGCCCCUGACCUGCAUUUGGCGGAGGAGGAGGAGGCCAUACUGAAGGAGCUGCAGCAGAUGCUGCGGCUCAACUUGAGUAACAUCGAGAGAACCAGCUCGCAGCCAGCCCAGAUCAUGCCCCAUUUGUUCCUCGGAGACCGUGACCAUGCAGUGAACAUCAAGGUCUUGCAGAGCCUUGGCAUCACCCAUGUGCUGAACUGUGCCGGUGCCACUGUGCGUACUGGGCAGGAUUUCUAUAGGCCCUUCGGUAUUGGGUAUACCGAGUUUGUGGCCCAAGAUGAGCAGGGCUACAACAUUAUGCAACAUUAUGAUCUCCUGGCUGGCUUGGCAAAUUCCGUGGCCGCCGAGAAGGGCCGUUUGUUUGUGCACUGCGAAGCCGGCGUGAAUCGGUCUGGCUCCCUGUGCGUUGCUUAUCACGCGGCCGGCUCUGGGAACUUGCUGGAGAGUGCGCGCCAUUGCAAGGCUCAGCGGGGUCGCAUUUGCACCAACCCCGCUUUCCAGCUCCAGGUCUUCAACUUUGCCCGGCAGCAGAAGCUUCUCCGGCCCUAGAGGGUUUCAUCGGCUUCUGUAUAA